This is a messenger RNA of Drosophila ficusphila, 3377 nucleotides long. It is a transcript of the gene pyx, whose product is annotated as transient receptor potential channel pyrexia. NCBI's taxonomy places the organism in Eukaryota, Metazoa, Arthropoda, Insecta, Diptera, Drosophilidae. Gene Ontology annotation, molecular function: protein binding; monoatomic ion channel activity. The coding region runs from base 507 to 3377 and encodes 956 amino acids. The record is from RefSeq and is a predicted model, not a curated record. Gene Ontology annotation, cellular component: membrane. The transcript has 8 exons. Gene Ontology annotation, biological process: transmembrane transport; monoatomic ion transport.
AGGCGAUCGGUUCAGUUUGCCGUGGGAUCUAGCUGCCGCCGGACGUGGUUGCAAUAACGGUACCCAGUAGCAAAAUCAGUGGCAACUAAGUAGAGGGAGUGGAUGGUCGGGGCACGAAAACGAGAGUCAGAAAUUAGCACAGAUUGCCAGAUGUGAGAAAGAAGCACCAGAUAUCCAGAUAUUUUAGCAGAUAUACAAGUUAACAGAUUGCUUAGAGCGUAGGGCACACAAGUGCGCGGAGCAAUACCGCAAUAAUAAGUGGCGCAAUCGGUUCGGAGUGAUGUACAGAUUGUUAAUUAUUUGGGUGGCAUGAGUUAGUGGCGCUCUUUAUCCAUCUCCGCGAAAAAGUAAUUGACCCCCUUAAAGGGGGGCGGAUCCCAUCGGCAGCCGGAGCCAGCUGAAGAGCCUCUUGCUUAGCGCACUUGGACGCAACCAAAAGUUUAUUAUUGUUUGUGCCACGCCACGGGAGUGUAAACAAAAACGGCGGUCAGAACUGGCGCGGCGAGAUGGAGAACGUGCGUUUUUCCAUUAUUGAAAACGACUUAAAAUGGAACUCGGAGAGCGACCAGGCGGCAGAGGUGGACUUGCUUUUAGACAAAAGGAGCAUCUCCAGCGAAACAAACAGCGCAGGUGUCUUUAGCGACGAGGCACACGAGAUUUACGCGCGCCAGCAGCAGAAUCAGAUUCUUUGGGAGCUCGAGGAGAUUGAGGAAACCUUGGCGUCGUCGCCGGGCGGAAAACAUGUCCUGGAAAUGGUUCGGUCUGGUUGUUUUUUGGAACUUAUAUCCGACUCUGGCGACUGCAAUCUAGCUCUCAUCUGCUGCUCGGCGUUUGGCAAUGUGGAUAACAUAUUUUUCCUGUUGGACCACUACAGCGCAGAUCCCAACGUGGUGGAUAGCAAGGGACGGACUCCUUUGCACUUUGCUUGCUACCGCGCAAACGCCCCCAUUGCCAAAAUGCUGCUUGACCACGGCGCCGACCCGAAUCGCUGGGAUGCCAAAAAGGAGGUGACUCCGCUGCACUGUGCGGCCAGUUCCAAGAGCGUGGAGUGCAUCCUCCUGCUGCUGCGGCGCAAGGCGAACAUCAACAUUGGCAUUGAGAAGCGCUCUGCCCUGCACUACGCAAUCGAUGUUAACGCGGUGGACUGCGUCGAGAUACUGUUGAGAUAUGGGGCCGACCCCAACACCCCACAGGUCUACACGGAGACGCCUCUGCACACGGCCAGCGCCAGCGGAUUCGCCAACUGUGUCCAGUUGCUUCUCAACCAUAACGCCGACGUGCGAUCGCAGUUCGGCGAGGGAAAGGUCACGGCUCUGCACUUGGCUGCGGAGAACGACUACGUGGAGUGUGCUCGUCUGCUCUUAGAGCACGGGGCUGAGGUGGACUGUCGCAAUGCCAGCCACCAGACACCAUUGCACCUGGCCUGCCUUUCGCAGUCCAUCGGCACGGUGGACAUACUUAUUGCGUACGGAGCCAAUGUGAACGCAGUCUACCGUGAUGGGAGAACGGCUCUGCAUGCAGCCAUCGUAAAGCAGUCGCGGUGUUUGGACUGCUGCAAUGCACUGCUCAAGGCAGGGGCGGAUGUCAACAAGGCAGAUAGCUAUGGUUAUACUCCCCUCCACAUUGCAGCCUUGAAUGAAUUUAGCAGUUGUGUGUAUACAUUUAUAGAGCACGGCGCGGAUAUUACUGCCAGGACCGAUGGACACGUCUCUGCACUAUCGUUCAUAGUGCGGCGCACGCCUGAGAUAAUACCCAAGCUAAUGCAGAAACUGGACCGCUCCAUAAAGGCGAACGACCAUGAAAUAGGGGACGUUGAUUGUCAAAUAAAGUUGGACUUCAGGCUUUUGGUUCCCAGUUCUUCGAUGGAGCGUGGGGAAACGGAGCUGCUUCUCUCCCUGAUAGAGGUUGGUCAGAAACGCAUCCUAAUGCACCCGCUAUGCGAGACGUUUCUCUUCCUCAAGUGGCGCCGCAUUCGCAAGUUCUUCCUGAUGAGCCUGGCCUAUCACACGCUAUUCGUUCUUCUCUUCACGCUCUACGUCAUCCGAGUAUACGUGCGCAGUUGCAAAGAGGGAGAGGUAUGCAUGGCGCCUGGGUACGUCACGACCAUCGGAUACCUGGUGAUCAUGCUGAACCUUAUCCUGCUGGGCAAGGAGGUGUUCCAGAUGGCCCACGGUCUGCACGGCUAUGCAAAGUACUGGGAGAACUGGCUACAGUGGACCAUAGUCUUCGGAGUGCUGUUGUGUGUUUCCCCAGAGAUACUACGAACUGGCGAUUUGCUGGCUGUGCCGGUGUGGCAGCAUCAUGUGGCAGCUGUGGUGAUUUUGUUGGUUUGGCUCGAGCUAAUGAUGUUGGUGGGCCGAUUUCCCAUAUUUGGGGUUUACGUUCAAAUGUUUACCAAAGUGGCCGUUAACUUUGCGAAAUUCCUGCUGGCUUACAUAUGCCUUCUAGUGGCAUUUGGUCUCAGCUUUGCCGUGCUCUUCAACGAUUAUCCGGCCUUUGAAAACAUAACGUGGUCCUUUUUAAAGUCCAUCACAAUGAUGUCCGGCGAGCUAGAGUUUGAGGACAUAUUCUAUGGGGACUAUGCCGUGAAGUUUCCGGUCACAGCUCACAUCAUAUUUCUGUCCUUUGUGCUGCUCGUGACGGUGAUCCUCACGAAUUUAAUGGUGGGGUUGGCCGUCAGUGACAUCCAAGGCCUGCAAGUUAGCGCGACGCUGGAUCGUCUGGUGCGUCAGGCGGAAUUGGUUUCACGCCUAGAAAGUCUCUUCUUCUCGCGCCUGCUGCGCAGUGCACCCACUAAUCUGAUCCAGCUCUGCAAGCGGAGUGCUCUGUUGCGCACCUCCCGGGACAAACUCCAGUUUACUAUCCGACCCAACGACCCACGAGACAAUCAGCUGCCCGAGGACAUCAAGUUGAAUGUCUACAAACUAGUGGCAGAACGGCGCGACAGGAACCAGAGCCUUCGGCGUCGCCAGUUCGAGGAAAACUAUAGUAUCUUUAGCCGCAGUUUGCAGCGUCAGCAGGAACCGCUCCAAAGGAACUCUCUCCAACAGGAACCAACCGUGGCGACCACCUACAAGCCAUCCCAGAAUAUCAUCCAAAUGCAUGAGCUACUGCGGCCCAGAUCCGCCACAAACGUGCCGCAGCAGCUGCGCCAAGAAAACGAGGCAACCGUUCAACUGAAGAACCAGACAAAUGGCCUUAAUGUCGUGCAAGCCGAGGUACGGGCGAUUAAGGCCCAGCUGGGUGAACUGGUAGCGAAGUUUGAGCGUUUUUCGGAAAACGCCACCCGCAAACUAAAUUACAGUGCCGACGAACUAUGCCGGCUCCGGCAACAAGGUCAGUCCCUGGCCUCCGGUCAUAACCGUCACCAGCGCUAA